Molecule: messenger RNA, 905 nt
Organism: Phacochoerus africanus (Common warthog)
Lineage: Eukaryota; Metazoa; Chordata; Mammalia; Artiodactyla; Suidae
Gene: IL36B
Product: interleukin 36 beta
Exons: 4
Coding region: 62-541 (159 amino acids)
Biological process (GO): positive regulation of T cell differentiation; inflammatory response to antigenic stimulus; positive regulation of gene expression
Molecular function (GO): cytokine activity; interleukin-1 receptor binding
Source: RefSeq, a predicted model, not a curated record
GCUGAUCACAGUUGCUCCACCCUCUGAUCUUCUUGUCUUCGUGGAAAGCCCUGAAGCCAACAUGGAACAUCAGUCACUGACAAUUCCCAUCUAUCAGCUUAUUCGUGAUUCUCAGCAGAUGGUGUGGAUCCUGAAAGGAAAUUCUUUAAUAGCCGUUCCUUUUAGCAACAAUGUCAAACCUGUCUCUCUUUCCAUGAUAGCAUGUAGAGAUGCAGGAAUCUAUGAUGAAAAGAAAGGUACUCCAUUUUACCUGGGAGUCAAGGACCAAAAUCUCUGUCUCUACUGCACAGAAAUCUGGGGCCAGCCUACUUUGCAGCUUAAGGAGAAAGAUAUCAUGAACCUAUACUUUGAGGCCAAAGGGCAGCCACCCUUUCUCUUUUUCCACAUCGAGGAGGGGUCCACCUUCGUCUUUCAGUCAUUCUCCUGCCCUGGAUGGUUCAUAUCUACCUCCUCCACGGUGGGACAGUCUGUCACUCUCACCAAGCAGAGGGGCCAAACCCAAAGCACGAACUUCUAUUUAGAAAAUGAAAACAAUAUCUAGCCUGGAUUCUGGUUGGCGGAGUGCAGGACAGAGGAUCAAGCAAUCAGAGAUUCUUCUGUUUCGAAACAUAGUAGGUCGUCUUAAGAGACCACCUUGAUGUCAUCAUCCAUUGUCCACCUCAUUCUCAUUACCCCAAAGCCAUCUCUGCCUCCAGAUACCAUCUAGAUAUACUCCAGAUACACCAUGUCCUCCACUUGAACAUGAGACCUAAGAGUCACUUUCUAUUCCUUCUUGACCUUGUUCUACCACCCACCUAGAUGCCAAGUCCAGCUAAUUCAACACCUAACAAGGCUAAAUCCUAUAGCCUCUCUUCCUAUUUCUUCUGCUAACUCAUGGCCUAGAGAUGUGAAUUCUGAGCAUUUUU